This is a messenger RNA of Exophiala spinifera, 1311 nucleotides long. RefSeq lists its product as uncharacterized. The transcript has a single exon. Bases 1 to 1311 code for a protein of 436 amino acids. NCBI's taxonomy places the organism in Eukaryota, Fungi, Ascomycota, Eurotiomycetes, Chaetothyriales, Herpotrichiellaceae. The record is from RefSeq and is a predicted model, not a curated record.
AUGUUCCGGGAGCCUGAAGAGGAUGCAGCAGAUCAGGCUACUACCAAGCUCGAUCGUAAUGCAGCAACACGUCGCUCCUCGAUCAGGCGUGAAUCUACCCUGCGCCCUGGACGGAAUACUACAUCCCGCCAACUCCUACAACUUCUAAGGGCCGGUGAGGUCCAAGUGGUGCAAGAGCCGGAACACAGCAGACCUUCAGGUCUUCCGUCACGGAUACCGGAACGCGACAUCCAUGACCUCGAUUUUGAGCUUGACCGGUUACGCUCCAUGCGCCAAAGACGCCGCGCGCGUGCCACACAAUUGGAGCGAGAAUUAGCCAGUCGUUCCAACAUCGAUCCGAUCCGACCAGAAGCCGAUCUUCGUCGAGACAUUGACCUUGAUGCGCUGGCUGAGGCUGGAAUGGAAGUCUUCCUGUCCGACUCCGAAGGGAACCUCACACAACACCUGCCGCGUCCGUCGAGGGAAUCGGGUCUGCGAUUCGAAGUUGCAGCCACGCCUUCGUCCGAGUCCGAGCAAUCGCGUCGCGCCCGCAUUGACAGCGACAACCUCAGAAUCCCAUUCCAACCACCGGUUGCGUCAACACCUGCUUGGGCGUACGGUCCUGCAGCAAGCGACACCGAUGAUGACAACGACAACGAGAACCCUUCUUCGACCUCAAUUUUCCCGCCCCGAUCACCAUUUCGACCACCUCCACCAGUCGCGGGUACCCGACGACCCAUCGGCGGUGUGGAUGGCUUGCUGGACACGCCUCCCCCCGAAGGGUUGGAAGCAUCGUAUCCGCCUCUGCGACGUGUCAACCACAUGUCACCACGGCCGUUGGGAAUGUCAAGUUCGAGAAUGGAUGGCUUGGGCGAUCGCGUGCGAAGCCCUAGUCCAAGCUCGCCCCAAGAGGAAAAUUGGUCCAGUCUUUUGAGUAAUAUCGGGACUGGUCGAUCAAGUGUGGCAACUUCUUUUAUGUCACGCUCAGACUCGCGAAAUGGAUCUAACCGAUCCUCUCAGACAGCAGCGACGAGCUUUGGUGAAAUUGGCGGUGAUGAUUCGUGUGAUCUAGACCUGCCCUCCGGAAUCACCGAAGAAGAUGCCCGACAAAUCCGAGCACGACAUGGAAGACUGGGGAGGAGAACGAUUGGCGUCAGACGUCAUGGUCCGACCUCCGAAGAGCUGGAGCGACUGAGUAGAGGGAAUGACCGGUUACUGGAACUGGAGUUGUUCGGGGUGAUACUGGACCGCAUGCAAAGAAGAGAGGAAAUCCCUGACGACUGGUGGGCUGCCGUGGGUCUUUCAUCUGAGGUGGUUCGGGGAAGGGCAUAA